This is a messenger RNA of Eucalyptus grandis, 2142 nucleotides long. RefSeq names its product auxin transporter-like protein 2. The record is from RefSeq and is a predicted model, not a curated record. NCBI's taxonomy places the organism in Eukaryota, Viridiplantae, Streptophyta, Magnoliopsida, Myrtales, Myrtaceae. Gene Ontology annotation, cellular component: plasma membrane.
CCAAAAAAUGAAAGGACGCUGAGAGAGAGAGAGAGAGAGAGAGAUUUCUUGCUUGCUUCAGUCAUUCUUUUUCUCUGGUCCAACGACGACUAACGCCUUCCUAUAUAUGCAGCAAUGCUCAUGCUCUUUUGCAUUUUAAGGAAUCCCCUGUUUUCCCUCUGUUUAAGGUCCUCUUCUUGUCAGAUCUUGGGCCUCCGUCUUCAAAACCCUUCUCUCGGUUUUUCUAUGUUUGGGUUUAUCUCCAACACCAAAGCCUUCCUUUCUGGACAAGAAAUAACUUUCUUGCCUCCUAGUUUAUAGUCUUACCCUCCUGAAUUGGAUAUCUUGGAGAUUCACUUCCUUUGUAUUCUCGAAUAAGAAUGGCAAGUGAUUUAAGGGCAUUUAAAACGUCUGGAGCCGGAGACAUCUAUCAGAGAGAGAGGUCAUCAUGGGUCAUCACGCUACCCAUUUAAACAGAUGUGCGAAGAACAGAGCAACGGAGGCUUUUGAGUUUCGGAAAUUCGAUUCGGCUGUGUGACAAAGAGGAGAAAAUGCUGUCUCAGCAGCAAGCUGAAGAAGCGAUGGUCUCCAGCUUCACCAACGCUGGAGAGAGAGACGGAAUAGUAGAAGAAAGAAAGGUGCAAACGGAUGGCUCCAACGACAACAACAAUGGCGGCGGCGGCGGGGCUGGUCUCAAAAGCUUCCUCUGGCAUGGCGGGUCUGUGUAUGAUGCUUGGUUCAGUUGCGCCUCCAAUCAGGUGGCGCAGGUGCUGCUGACACUGCCCUAUUCGUUCUCCCAGCUCGGGAUGCUUUCCGGGAUAAUUCUGCAGGUUUUCUAUGGAAUCAUGGGGAGCUGGACGGCUUAUCUCAUCAGCGUGCUCUACGUCGAGUACAGAACCAGGAAAGAGAAGGAGAAUCACAGCUUCAAGAACCACGUCAUUCAGUGGUUCGAGGUCCUGGAUGGUUUGCUUGGUCCCUACUGGAAAGCCCUCGGGCUGGCUUUCAACGUCACUUUCCUCCUCUUCGGAUCGGUCAUCCAGCUCAUAGCCUGUGCAAGCAACAUAUACUACAUCAACGACCAUCUGGACAAGAGGACAUGGACGUACAUAUUCGGAGCAUGCUGCGCGACCACCGUGUUCAUCCCCUCCUUCCACAACUACCGGAUUUGGUCCUUCCUUGGCCUUGGCAUGACCACCUACACUGCUUGGUACAUGACUGCCGCGGCCAUCGCUCAUGGCCAGGCUAAGGAUGUGAUCCACAGUGGACCUACCAAGCUGGUCCUGUAUUUCACCGGUGCCACCAAUAUCCUCUACACUUUCGGUGGACACGCCGUCACCGUCGAAAUAAUGGAUGCAAUGUGGAAGCCGAGAAAGUUCAAGUACAUAUAUCUGCUGGCCACACUGUUCGUGUUCACUCUCACGAUUCCAUCGGCGACAGCGGUGUACUGGGCCUUCGGCGACCAGCUCUUGAACCAUUCCAAUGCCUUCUCUCUCCUCCCUAGCUCGGGUUGGCGCGAUGCUGCUGUCAUUUUGAUGCUCAUCCAUCAGUUCAUAACAUUCGGGUUCGCAUGCACUCCGCUCUACUUUGUGUGGGAGAAGGUGAUAGGGGUGCACCACAAGAAGAGCAUAUUAUUUAAGGCGGUCGCCCGGUUUCCGGUGGUGAUUCCCAUCUGGUUCCUGGCCAUCAUCUUUCCCUUCUUCGGGCCGAUCAACUCUGCCGUGGGCGCCCUCUUGGUCAGCUUCACCGUCUACAUCAUCCCUGCCGCCGCCCACAUGCUCACUUAUCGGUCGGCCUUUGCCCGGCAGAACGCCGCCGAGAAGCCGCCAUUCUUCCUGCCGAGCUGGACGGCCAUAUACGUUGUGAACGUGUUCGUGGUGGGUUGGGUCCUGGUGGUCGGGUUCGGGUUCGGAGGAUGGGCGAGCAUGGCCAACUUCAUCAAGCAAGUGGACACGUUCGGGCUCUUUGCUAAAUGCUACCAGUGCAACACACCUUCCCCAUCACACCAUUAGAUGAACUUUGUAAUUUGCUCUUGCUGAUAAUAAAUUUGGGAUGCUGUGAUUAUGGAAAUGGGAAUAAAUAGUUGAGUCAGCAAAGAGCGAGUCGACUUGACUUAUUAAUGCGGAAUUUGCUGUCAUCUGAGCUGGUUUUUCAGAGGUUUUUACC